This is a messenger RNA of Cebus imitator (Panamanian white-faced capuchin), 1420 nucleotides long. RefSeq names its product opioid-binding protein/cell adhesion molecule-like. The record is from RefSeq and is a predicted model, not a curated record. NCBI's taxonomy places the organism in Eukaryota, Metazoa, Chordata, Mammalia, Primates, Cebidae. The transcript has 4 exons. Bases 779 to 1420 code for a protein of 213 amino acids.
CGGCCGCUGAGCGUGGCGUCCGCGCGUCCCCGCGUCCCGUGCCGCGUCCCCGGAGGAGGCGGGGGCCGCAGUCCGCCCAGCUCCCCGUGCGCCCCGAGCCUGCGCCGGGCGGCGCUCCCCAGGCUGACCGCGAGUCGCCGACCGGGCUGCGGAGGACGGCCACCGACCGGAGGACCCUGGCUGCGCCGGCUGCGCGUCCCCACUUGGAACUUUUUGCCGCCUUGGGACUCCAGACGCGAGACUUGGGGCUGGGGGACACGUACAUCUGUACAUGUGUGUGAUCUAAUAAAACAUUUCCUCCUCUUCUUGAAGCCGCAGCUUUUUAUGACAGCGCCUGUAUGUCAGAGACACUUGCCUUCUUCUUUGGGUUAUAAACUUUUGAUGCCAGAGCACUGCAGAACGUGCCCAACUGAAUCUUAAAGUCGCGUCUCGAAGAGAGAGACAGAGAAAGCGCAAUCUGUGACCUUCAUCCCCGCACCUUGCUGCCUCCUCUCCCCUCCUGGCUGCCUCCCUCCUCCCCAGGGGAGCGUCGAGAAAGCUCUUUUUGGAUGCAGGAGGGGGCAUCUGGUUCUGCUAGGCUGGCAAGCUGAGGCAGGAUCUGAGGAAGAAUUCUUAGACUCCGGAGCUCCUGGACUCCUCUCUUCUCCUUCCCCCUGCUCCUGGCGAGCUCUGCCCCUUCCCGCCUCCCCGCACAGCUUCCCUAGCCGGCUGGUGCUCGCGGGGUGGGGGACCAGGACCGUGCGGCUGCCGGAGUUCUGGGAAGUUGUGGCUGUCGAGGAUGGGGGUCUGUGGGUACCUGUUCCUGCCCUGGAAGUGCCUCGUGGUCGUGUCUCUCAGGCUGCUGUUCCUUGUACCCACAGGAGUGCCCGUGCGCAGCGGAGAUGCCACCUUCCCCAAAGCUAUGGACAACGUGACGGUCCGGCAGGGGGAGAGCGCCACCCUCAGGUGUACCAUAGAUGACCGGGUCACCCGGGUGGCCUGGCUAAACCGCAGUACCAUCCUCUACGCUGGGAAUGACAAGUGGUCCAUAGACCCUCGUGUGAUCAUUCUGGUCAAUACACCAACCCAGUACAGCAUCAUGAUCCAAAAUGUGGAUGUGUAUGACGAAGGUCCGUACACCUGCUCUGUGCAGACAGACAAUCAUCCCAAAACGUCCCGGGUCCACCUCAUCGUGCAAGAUAGCAGUUCCGAGAAUUUGAGAACUGUUUUAAAGCAAGGCAGCAAUCCAAAUGAAUUUAUUCUGAACUUGACUCCAACUAUCAUCACCACGAGGUGGGAAGCUGAUUCCUUCUGCCAACCAGAUGCCAUCGGCAGAAGGGAGUGCAGGCCCACGGGGCCCAGCUGUGUGGUCCCACCUGUCAUGGGAACAACUGAGAGACACUCUGCCACCAACCUCUCCACCUGCCCUUUCCUGUUGUAG